AUGUUAACUAUUACAAGUAUAUCUUUGAUAUCUGAUCCAAUUACUACAAUUGUAGAGAACACUGAAUAUCCCUCUCAUCUUCAUCAUGCACUUCUUAUUGAUCUUAAACCAGUUCCCAACACGAAUCUUUCCUCAUUUCGAAAUCAUUUACGUCGUAUUUCCAAUGAUCAUAUUGAUAUGAUUAAAUUUCAUGGUGAUACACCAUCGUUAGCAAUAUGGGAAAGUGUUCAAGAUUUCAAACACAUUUCUCAUCUUGAAAUGAUCAGUGGUUUUGAUGAAGUUUGUAAUAUUGCGCCACUUGAUGAAAUCUCUUGUACUCGGAGAUUUCUUUAUUGUUGUGGUUUAAGUUUCCAUUCAAUUUCUCUCGAUGGUCCAAGUCAACUCAAUGAAUUAAUCAUCUUUCUCAAUUAA
Molecule: messenger RNA, 411 nt
Organism: Adineta ricciae
Lineage: Eukaryota; Metazoa; Rotifera; Eurotatoria; Adinetida; Adinetidae
Source: the annotation of a GenBank genome assembly